GGAAGAGGAGAAGAGGGAGGGAUAAGACAAGACAGGAGAGAGGAAGGAGACACAUAGCAGAGAGAAAGAGGAGAGAGAAGAAGAAGGACUGAAAUUAAAAACACUGGAAGACAAGUGCGGCCAAGACAGGACGAAAUCUGAAGAGGAGAGGAUGCUGCUGUAGCUGAGCGUCUCUGCCUGACUUCUGAGGAGUUUGGGCUCAGACAUGACAGAGAUGCAGCAUCCAAGUGUCUGAGCCUGAGCAUCUCCAGUUUGUGUGUGUGAGAGUGUGUUAAUGUAUGUGAAGUCAUGGCGAGUGCUCAGCCGGGGGUCCAUGCAUUGAAACUCCAGCCUCCCUCCGUCUCUCACACACUGAGGAACGGAAGCAACUUCAUUAAAUGGGACGAGGAUCUGUCUACCGUGACUCCAGUGACUCUACAUGUGGAUCCACAUGGAUUUUACCUCUACUGGACUGACCAAAACAAGGAGACAGAGUUGUUGGACCUGACCCUCGUAAAAGAUGUCAGAACGGGGAGAAGCACCAAAACACCCAAGGAGGCCAAGCUGCGGGAGCUGCUAGAUGUGGGAAACCUUGUUGGCCGGCUUGAGAACCGCAUGGUUACCGUGGUUACGGCUUCAGACCUUGUAAACGUCAACCAGCUCAACUUCAUCGCUUCACAGGAGGACGAAGCUAAGGUGUGGUGUGAGGAACUGUUUUCUCUGUCUUCCAACCUGCUGAGCUACAAUCUCAACAGAGACCACAGUCUGUUGAAAGCGUACGUCAGGUUAACUCUCCAGCCGAACGCAGAGGGGAGAAUUCCUGUCAAGAACAUUGUUCGACUGUUUUCAUCAGACAGAAAGAGAGUAGAGAAUUCCCUGGAGAACUGCAGACUGCCCUACGGACGGGGUGACAGUAUCAAACUGGAGGACUUCACAUUUGAAGUUUACAGGAGCUUUUUGGACCAUCUGUGUCCUCGUCCUGAGCUUAGCAACAUCUUUAAACUGCAAGGAGGGGAUGAUGGGACGCUGUCAGUCGAUCAGAUGACAGAGUUCAUCAACAGCAAGCAGAGAGACCCGAGGCUGAAUGAAAUCCUCUACCCGCCUCUUCGUCCUGCACAGACAAACGCUCUGAUGGAGAGGUAUCAACAGGACCAGGCACAGCUGAAGCAAGGCAUCAUCUCUCUCCAGGCAUUCUCUAGUUAUCUGUCCAGUGAAGAGAACGGAGUCAUCCCACCAGAGAAACUGGAUCAGUCUGAAGACAUGAGCUUCCCUCUGUCUCACUAUAUCAUCAACUCAUCCCAUAAUACAUACCUGACAGCGGGCCAGCUGGCAGGGAGCUCCUCAGUCGAGAUGUACAGGCAGGUGCUUCUGGCUGGAUGCCGCUGUGUGGAAUUAGAUGUGUGGAAAGGACGAACUGCUGAGGAGGAACCUGUCAUCACACACGGGUUUACCAUGACAUCAGAAAUCCCUUUUAAGGAAGUGAUUGAAGCUAUUGCAGAGUGCGCCUUCAAGACCUCACCUUUCCCUGUCAUACUCUCCUUUGAGAACCACGUGGACUCUUUGAAGCAGCAGGCUAAAAUGGCUGAAUAUUGUCAAUCUAUUUUUGGAGAAGCGCUGUUGAUUGACCCUCUGGACAAAUACCCUCUGGAGCCAGGUGUCCCCCUGCCCAGUCCUCAGGAGCUGAUGGGCAAAAUUCUCAUCAAGAACAAGAAAUCUCACAAACCCUCCAAUAACACAGACACCAAAAGACUGACGGACCAACCUGCCAAUCAGAGCACCGAACCAUUGUCUCCUAGCAACAACACAGGAGAGAUCGAGGCUGAGAGUGAGGAAGAUGAUGAUGAUGAAGAUGAUGAUGGUAAAAAGGGCUCAGCAGAGCGGGAGGCAGUGGCUACAGAGGAAAUGUCAACUCUGGUAAACUAUGUCCAGCCAACCAAGUUCAACUCCUUCGAAGCCUCCAAGAAGGCAGCCCGCUGUUACCACAUGUCGUCUUUUGUGGAGACCAAGGCUUUGGAGCACCUCACAAAGUCACCAGUGGAGUUUGUAGAAUAUAAUAAAUCCCAGUUGAGUCGUAUCUAUCCAAAAGGAACCAGAGUCGACUCAUCCAACUUCAUGCCUCAACUCUUUUGGAACGCUGGCUGUCAACUGGUGGCUCUCAACUACCAAACUAUAGAUUUGUCCAUGCAGCUGAAUCUCUUCAUGUUCGAGUACAAUGGUCGGUGUGGCUACAGACUGAAGCCUGAGUUCAUGAGGCGGCCAGACAAACAUUUUGACCCCUUCACAGAAAACACAGUGGAUGGCAUCGUAGCCAACACGCUCUCUGUGAAGGUGAUUUCAGGGCAGUUUCUGACAGAACGGCGGGUGGGUGUGUAUGUGGAGGUGGACAUGUUUGGACUCCCUGCGGACACCAGAAGAAAGGCACUGAAGACCAAAACCUCUCAGAACAACAACGCCAUCAACCCAGUGUGGGACGAAGAGCCGAUUGUCUUCAAAAAGGUGAUUCUUCCUACUCUGGCCUCGCUGAGAAUCGCUGCUUUUGAGGAAGGAGGGAAGUUUAUUGGUCAUCGGAUUAUUCCAGUGACUGCCAUCAGACCAGGUUACCGUUACAUCGGUUUGAGGAAUGAGAAAAACCAGUGUCUUAUUCUACCAGCUGUGUUUGUCUACAUCGAGGUCAAAGAUUACGUCCCAGACACCUUUGCAGAUGUGAUAGAGGCUUUGUCCAACCCUAUUCGAUAUGUUAACCUCCUGGAGCAGAGGUCUAAACAGCUGGCGGCUCUGACACUGGAGGACGUAGAGGAGGACGCACAGACCGAGGAUGAGGCAGACACUUGUGCAGAGCGUAAGAACGAUCUGAAAUCAGCUCCACUGGAGAACGGACUCAGCCCUGCCUCUGGUCCUGCAGGCCACACCCCCAUCGCCACGACACCCAAAGCCUCCGCAGCCAAUCAGCAAGCAGCUACGACAGAUGCAGCCAAACCAGCUGCAAAGAGUGAAGAUCUGGUUUUAAGUGUUUUGAUAGAUGUCCCAGUGUGCACCAUAGAGAGUCUGCAGCAGUCAAAGGUUUACCAGAAGGAGCAGAGACGUCAGUUUAAAGAGCUGAAGGAGUUAGUAAGGAGGCACCAGAAGAAAACCUCAGAGCUCCUCCGAGAGUUCAACAACAAGUACAAGAAGAUGGCCAGACAGUGCAGCAAGAGCAGGGGUUCGUGUUCGGACAGUGAGAAAGACGACCGCCUCCAGCAGUUGAGAGACGAGCAGCAGCAGCAGCUACUGGCUCUGAGGCAGGAACAGUACUACAGUCAGAAAUAUCUACAGAGAGAACAUAUUAAAAUGCUGACAGAGCGACUGAGCAGUCUGGCUGAGGAGAGUCACAACUCCCAGAUGAAGAAACUCAAAGACAUCUGUGACAAGGAGAAAAAAGAGUUGAAGAGGCAGAUGGAUCGAAGGAGAACAGAGAAGAUCAACCAAGCGAAGACCAAAGAGAAGCAUCUGGCUGAAGAGGAGAAGAUCGAGAUCAAUAAGUCCUACGUCAAUGAAGUCGUCCAGAACAUAAAACGGCUUGAGGAGACUCAGGCGAAGCGCCAUGAUCAGCUGGUGGAACAGCACAGUGAGCUCCUGCAGGAGAUACAAGACCAGAAACCAAAGCUGCAAGGGGCCGUGGAGGCAGAUUUUCAGGAGAAGUUCCAGUGUUUGCCUGGAGAGAUUCAAGACUUCCUGCAGGACAGGAAGACGGAGGUUAGAGGUCACAGCAAGUCCCGACCAUCAACGCCACACGAGACUCUGUCAGAGGAGGACUGAAGAGAGAAAUGUGUAGACGAGUGAGGGAGUAUGAAGAAGAAGAAUCAAUGGAAGCAGGGUGGAGUGAAUCAACAAAGUACAACGGAUCAAAAUACAAGGAAGUAAGAAAGACAAAAGGGAAGCAUUGAUGAAAGGGUAGCGAGGUAGUAAAUAAAAGCAGAGGAGAUAUCAAGAUCAAGAUUAUAAAGACUGUUACUUUUCUUUUUAAUGGAAGAACGCUUUAAUUAUUUAUUUUUUAAUUCCAUUCAAGCAUGCACUUUGCUGUACUUCAGCGUUUAAUCAAAACCCAUUUAGUGCUGCAUUUAGUCUUAUUUUCUGUCACCUGUUAUUUUGACAGACAACUGAAACCCAACAGUUUGUACUGCAUGCCAGCCCUAUCUAUCUAUCUAUCUAUCUUCUAUCUUCUAUCUAUCUAUCUAUCUGACAGUUUGUGCUAUUUUUUUUCUGUUCAUACAUUUGAACAUCAGUGAACAUACAUCAGACUCAAGGCCUGUCUCUAUUUUAUAUGCACAUGGAGAAACGUUAUACAAUGUUACACAAUCGCUACGAAUCCAAACCACACAUUUUUUGAGCAGUGUUCGACAAAUUUUAAGCAGCUAUUUUAACUGUUUUAUUUUAUCGUGGUGGCCAUGACAACUUCUACCAUGAUCCGAAACUGCAAUGCUAAAACAUGAAGAAAGAUGACAGUAUCACUGCUGGCACCAUUUAUUUAUCAUUAUUAGCAAUGCUCUCUUUCUCACGCUCACGUAGUCCCACUCGGAAGUUUCCCAGCACAUCCACAGUCUGAUCUGCUGGCCUCUGAGUGGAGGUCAGUGUGGUAAUGAGGGAGGGCCGUUUGCUCCUCUUUCACUUUUCCCAUCCAGAUUUAUCCACCACAUCUUGCUAGUCUAAAAUUAAGAAAAUGAAGUAGAAUUAGAAAUAAUGUUGCAUACUUUAACAGUACCGAAUGAUGUGCACAGCCGCUCAAGAUAACACACACCAUGGCGUAAUGUGAAUACUGCAUACUUUUCAGGAUUUGUAAAAAUCAACACAGUGUUUUACAAUGAUUUUUACUGGUUUUAUGUUACAUCAAUGCAUCUAAUACAUGUAAUAUUUCAAGAGCAUAGUAUCGGGCAGUUUUUUGGGGGGGGGGUUGUACCUUAGGGUGAGUGUUCAUUUAGAAGCUGACAGUCAUCCAUAUAACAAGUAAGACCUUAACAGGGAUGAAGCUCAUAUUCAGAAUAUUAAUGAGUAUGUUGAGACACUUGUAAGAUUUAUGCUAUAGACGACUACUGGAUCAUUUAUUGAGUCCUCAGUAGUUUGAUUAUGCACAUAUUUAUUUAUUUAUUCAUGAGAUUUUGGGAGAAAACUAAAUCUCAAUGGCAAUUUCUCUUAUUAAAAUUAUAUAUCAUAGCAUGACUGUUAGCCUAAGACAUUUAUGGACCAAUGGACUUUUACUUCAGUAAUAUUUAAGGGAACUAGGAGGAUUUGCACAGAAACAUUAUGGGAUAAGAACACAAUUCUUGCAAAAUUCACCUGUUUUAGAUUUCUUUUAAAAAAAUGUAUUUUAGUUUUCUGACCAGUAGCAGCAACAUCCCAUCAGUUCCCUCCGCCUGCUGCACUAACGGUCUGACAGUUGGAUGUCCUGUUAGAUGUGGAAGAGCCUCAAAGUCUGCUGCCACUGCAUGAUUAAUAUGUUUUGAUGUGAAAGUUGUUUUAACAUAGUUAUCAUUCUCAUGAUCUAUUUAUUUAUUAAUAGUUAUUUUCAGGAUAAUUAAGGAUCAAGAACAUAAACGAUUUAUAAAACUGUUAAAACUGUUUCAGAGUGCAAAGUCGACCUUUUUUGUAAACAUUUAAAAUGAAUGGAGCUUGUCACUCUUUGUACAGUGAUCUUCCAGAAAAUAUCUGUUGGAAUAUUUUCCAUGUUUUGCUUUUCUUCUGGACGUAUACAACUAAGGCUUAAGCUGUGUUCAACAACCUUUUUGCAGGGAACCGUUUCUUCAAAUUUAAGCCACUGUUGAAUGAGAUUGAACAAUCUUGGCCACGGCCUGUACCUGACCUCAUAAAGGUAGCCUACUCUGCAAUUUUGAUGGCAAUAUUUUAGACUCAGCUGCUAACUCUUUGUGCUAACAUUAAAGUACCUCACUAUUCUGUCACCACUUUAGGUCAAAAUAAUCUGUUAAAAACAUGUUUAAGUCUGCAAAGUGGCUGAGGUUCUCCAACAAAAUGCCUUGUUGAACGCACCUCUGCUUUAGUGAUUAAACUGAGCAUGCUUUAUUGUCUUGGAUUUCCCCACCAGUUGAAUUGUUUCUUGGUUUUACUGAAUGUUAUUUUAAUUCAAAGACUAUUAAAAAUAUUUGAUCUAAAAA
Molecule: messenger RNA, 6122 nt
Organism: Siniperca chuatsi (mandarin fish)
Lineage: Eukaryota; Metazoa; Chordata; Actinopteri; Centrarchiformes; Sinipercidae
Product: 1-phosphatidylinositol 4,5-bisphosphate phosphodiesterase beta-1
Exons: 32
Coding region: 289-3774 (1161 amino acids)
Biological process (GO): phosphatidylinositol-mediated signaling; memory; lipid catabolic process
Cellular component (GO): nuclear speck; cytoplasm
Molecular function (GO): phosphatidylinositol-4,5-bisphosphate phospholipase C activity; calcium ion binding; calmodulin binding
Source: RefSeq, a predicted model, not a curated record